Acanthoscelides obtectus is the source of this 1923-nucleotide messenger RNA. Lineage: Eukaryota; Metazoa; Arthropoda; Insecta; Coleoptera; Chrysomelidae. The record is from the annotation of a GenBank genome assembly.
CCGUAAUUCGCCAUCCAAAACACAACGCAAGCGGUUCUGUAUAUUAAGUACCCAGACGUUAAUAGCGAUCAAGUAGUUCCACACAAGGAUUUACAAUCGCCACAUGGUUGAGUGAAACAGUUGGUGGAAUUUCUAAUUAGACUUUUCGUUUGUGAAUCUUAGAAGAAUACAAGACAGUGCAAAAUGGGUUCAUCACACUCAGCCUUAAAUUUCGGAGCCGGUCCUGCUAAGCUACCUAGAGAGGUUCUCACAGAAGUCCAGAAUGAAUUCUUAUCGUACAAGGAUUCGGGAAUGAGCUUAAUCGAGAUGAGUCACAGGUCAAAGGAGUACGAAGCUAUUAACAAUAGCGCUCAACAACUAGUUAGGGAAUUAUUAAAUGUGCCACCAAACUACAAAAUCCUCUUCAUGCAAGGAGGUGGUCUAGGAUGCUUCUCAGCAAUCUGCAUGAAUCUGAUGGGAAGAACUGGGGAAGCAGAUUAUUUGGUCACAGGUACCUGGUCAAGUAUAGCAGCAAAAGAGGCAGCCAAGUAUGGAAAGGUCAACAUGGUCUUCCCAAGACCAGAAACGCGCAGUAUUCCACACCCACGUACUUGGAAGCUCAGUGAAAAUGCUUCUUUUGUUUUCUACUGUGAUAACGAAACUGUCGAUGGUAAGCUUUCAAUAUAUCUGUAAAAAUAUUUGAAUAAGCUCACUGGUUCACUUACAGUUCUUGAUAGAUGUAUAGUGAAUCCACUUGACGACGUUAUUUGAAUUAUCUUUCGUUGUUCUAGGUGUCGAAUUUAACUACGUGCCAGAGACCAGAGGAGUUCCUCUUGUAGCAGAUAUGUCUUCUAACAUAAUGACCAAGAAGGUCGACGUUUCGAAGGUUGGUAUUUUUAUAAAAAUUUGUAGCGUUUUUCUGGGUUCUUUUUUGUGUGGAUCAAAACACUGCAUUCCACAAAAAAACACUAUUUAUGUCUGACUAAUUCUUAUGUCGCCAUUGACUGCACUAUGCUCCACUCCGCUCUGCUCUAGUGUAAUCUGUACUCUUCGUUCGCGUAAAAGCAGAGAUCGGCCAUUAAUCUCUGUCUCUUGUCACAAAUGUUUAAAAUAUCGUAUACAAAGUUAUACCUCACAUCAAAUCCUCAAAGAAUUGUGAUCAAAUAUAUCUUCUUUUUAAUACAGCCCUUUGCAGCAUACUGUUUCAACUUUCGAUCAUUUUUUCUGAUCCCCGUUAUUUAUAAAUUAAUCGUGAACUCAGUACUAGCAAUGUCCUCUUCCUUUCAGUAUGGUAUUAUAUUUGCUGGAGCCCAAAAGAACAUUGGUCCUUCAGGUGUCGUAUUAGUGAUAGUCCGAGAAGAUUUACUAGGAAAUGCAUCGAAGUAUUGCCCUACAGUAUUCGAUUUCGCACACAUCAGUAAGAACAACUCAGUUCAUCACACACCUACCACAUUCUCAGUCUACGUAAUGGAGAAAGUCCUCCAAUGGAUCAAGCGUUGCGGAGGUGUAGAUAAGAUGGCGCAAAACUCUCACGAUAAGAGCACGACCCUCUAUAACGCCAUCACCAACUCGAACAACUUCUAUGUCUGCCCCAUCGAAGAAAGUUGCAGAAGCAGGAUCAACAUUCCCUUCAGGGUGGGAGGUGCGAACGGAGAUGACGCUCUCGAAUCCAAAUUCCUGGAGGAAGCCGAGAAACUCAGAAUGUACCAGCUGAAGGGCCACAGAAGCGUUGGAGGAAUCAGGGCGAGUCUGUACAACGCGACUUCAGUGGAGGACGUAAAACUCCUUGUCCAGUUCAUGGAAGAGUUCCGGAAACAACAUGGACCUAAGUAGACUGUGAAGGUUGUGGAUUGUUGACGUUUGAGAUGUUGUUUCUGUAUUACGGUUUUCUAUUUAUUUUUUGUGUAAGUUUUGUAAAUAAUAUAUUUUUUUAAGGAGUAUGAA